UUUUGUUUGUUUAGGCAUGGAAGCUCCACCAUUAUCGUCCGGUGACGGCGAAGCACAGUUACCAAGAAGAACCGGAGGCUGGAUCACCUUCCCCUUCAUCAUAGCAACAUCAACAUGUUUGACACUAGCAUUUGGAGGUUGGACAAGCAACCUAAUUGUGUAUCUCAAAAAAGAAUUUGAUGUGGAGAGUAUUGAUGCUGCUCAAAUAUCAAAUUUGGUUAAUGGUGCUGGAAGCUUAAUUCCUAUUCUUGCUGCAAUUAUUGCUGACUCUUUUCUUGGUUGCUUCUCUAUCAUCUGGCUUUCCUCCUUCAUCUCAUUAUUGGGUACAAUCCUUUUAGCUUUAACAGCAACGCUUGAUUCUCUAAGGCCUAAACCUUGUGAAGUUGGUUCAACUUCAUGUACCCCUAAACCAAAAGUUCAAUAUGUAGUACUCUAUGCAGCCAUUGUUCUGGCGACUCUGGGGAAUGGCGGUCUCCGAUCAACCCUUUCAACAAUGGGAGCCAACCAAUUUGAUAAACAAAAAGAUGAAGGAAUUUUCUUCAAUUGGUUCUUUUUCUUUACUUAUGGUGCAUCUGUAGUAGCAUCAACAGCUAUUGUGUAUGUUGAAGAUAACGUAAGCUGGAAAGCUGGAUUUAUCAUUUGUGUUGCAGCUAAUUUACUUGGUUCAGCCAUUUUUCUAUUGGGGACCAGAUUUUACACCAAUUCUAAGCCAGAAGGGAGUCCUUUCACCAACUUGGCUCGUGUUGUGGUUGCAAGUAUUAGGAAAAGAAAAGUGUCAAUCCCAUCCACUGGGGAAUAUUUAUACCACGGACCUAAAGCAAUAGUUGUUGCGCCUUCAAAAACCUUCCGGUUUUUGAACCGUGCAGCCAUUAAAAGUGAAGGCGAUGUUAAACCGGAUGGCUCAACAACUAAGCCAUGGAAACUUUGUUCAGUACAAGAAAUAGAAGAUUUCAAAUCCUUAAUCAAAAUUUUACCACUCUGGUCAAGUAGUUUUUUUCUUGGCACAACAAUUGGCGUACAAGCAAGUUUGUCAAUCCUUCAAGCCUUAGCAAUGGAUCGUCACAUGGGCCCCAAUUUCCAAAUCCCAGCUGGUUCUAUUUUGGUUUUUGUCACGGUCUCUACUGCUCUAUUCCUCGCCCUGUUUGACAAAUUUCUAUUUCCUACGUGGAAAAAAAUGACUGGCAAAUCACUUACGCCUCUCCAAAGAAUUGGGGUUGGGCACGUUCUUAACUUUUUGUGUAUGGGUGUCUCAGCCUUAGUUGAGUCAAAGAGGCUAAAUGUAGCAAAAUCAAAUGAAGGUUCCAAUAUUGUGCCUAUGUCAGUGUUAUGGCUUGUGCCACAAUUAGCCAUCGUUGGUAUUUCAGAGGCAUUUCAUUUUCCUGGACAAGUCGCGUUCUAUUACCAGGAAUUUCCAACAACCUUAAAGAACAUGGCGACCGCGAUGAUUUCAGUGGUUGUAGGGGUGUCAUUUUACUUGACCACUGCUCUAAUUGAUGUUGUUAGAAGGACAAGUACAUGGUUACCAGGUAACAUAAAUAAUGGAAGAUUGGACAAUGUGUACUGGAUAUUGGUUGUAGGGGGAAUAUUGAACUUUGGUUGCUAUGUAAUAUGUGCUUGGUUUUACAAGUAUAAAAACAAGAAGGAAGUGGUGGAUCAUAGUGAUUCUCCUUAUCAUGAGUGAUUAACGGGUCCAAAAGAAAAAAAAAUGGAUGGCCGUGAUUAUCGACCAUGAAAAUAACAAAAGUAUUGUACC
This is a messenger RNA of Solanum stenotomum, 1753 nucleotides long. RefSeq names its product protein NRT1/ PTR FAMILY 2.7-like. The coding region runs from base 17 to 1681 and encodes 554 amino acids. Gene Ontology annotation, biological process: transmembrane transport. Gene Ontology annotation, cellular component: plasma membrane. The record is from RefSeq and is a predicted model, not a curated record. The transcript has 4 exons. NCBI's taxonomy places the organism in Eukaryota, Viridiplantae, Streptophyta, Magnoliopsida, Solanales, Solanaceae. Gene Ontology annotation, molecular function: transmembrane transporter activity.